Messenger RNA from Cylicostephanus goldi, 902 nucleotides. The record is from the annotation of a GenBank genome assembly. Lineage: Eukaryota; Metazoa; Nematoda; Chromadorea; Rhabditida; Strongylidae.
AUGAUGUUGAGACGUCAGGAUAAUCGAGUUAACAGUAUCAUCUUCACCCGGAAGCUGGUCAUUUUUGUAUUUGUUGUUUUGUCCGCUCCUGCCGUCUACCUAAUCAUCGGUAACGACUUGGUUAUUAUCAAAAUGUCGCAAUUACCUAUUAAUGUUUUGGUUCAGGAUCAUCAAAUCAGUAUCAGUACUUGGAUUACACUUCUUCUGCGUGAGUCUUCCGAUAACUUUAUCAGCGAUCUACCUCGCAGUAAUGUCAGGAACGAAACUACAGUUAUCUCGGAUAGUCCUGCAGAUGGAACAUCUUUUGAAGCUGAAUCAUCAUGGGAUACCUCUUUUACGCACCUAAUGAGCAGUCCGGAAAAUGGUUUCUCGAUUACCGGCAAUGAUGUUCUUGUUUUUGUCCACAUCCAGAAGACCGCUGGUACGUCCUUUGAGAAGUUCCUCGUCCGGCAUCUUAAAACAGAGCACCCAUGCCAGUGUAUCAAAGGCAAGAAGAGAUGUACAUGCAGCCGACCGGAUAGACCAGAUGAGUUCGACGUAAGAGGACGAUCGAGCUUACAUUGUAUCGUUGUAGCUGUCCCCAUAGGCUCAAAACCCCUAACCUUUCUGUGGUACAGGUAUGGCUGUUCUCUCGGUACUCAACCGGUUGGCUGUGCGGGUGCUAAAAGAGUGCGAAGGUACUUUUAUACCACCUUUCUCCGAGAACCUGUUGCUCGUUUCAUUUCUGAAUAUCGUCAUGUAAAUCGCGGCGCAACUUGGAUCGCUUCAAGACAUAUAUGCAAUGGUCGGGCCCCCACGUCUGAUGAGUUACCAUUAUGUUUUGAUCCACAUCUUGGCUGGGAUGAUGUUAGUUUGGACGAAUUUUUGCACUGCCCCUUCAAUCUGGCAUUCAAUAGGUAAGC